Mesitornis unicolor (brown roatelo) is the source of this 495-nucleotide messenger RNA. RefSeq names its product ras-related protein Rab-18-B-like. The transcript is spliced from 5 exons. Gene Ontology annotation, molecular function: GTPase activity; GTP binding. NCBI's taxonomy places the organism in Eukaryota, Metazoa, Chordata, Aves, Mesitornithiformes, Mesitornithidae. The coding region runs from base 28 to 495 and encodes 155 amino acids. The record is from RefSeq and is a predicted model, not a curated record.
UUAGGUGUUGAUUUUAAAGUGAAGAAAAUGGUGGUAGACGGCCACGCAGUACAGCUUGCAAUAUGGGACACAGCAGGACAGGAGCGCUUUAGAACGCUGACUCCCAGUUAUUACCGAGGAGCUCAAGGAGUUGUUUUAGUGUAUGAUGUUACAAGAAAAGACACUUUCGCAGGACUAGAGAGCUGGCUGAACGAGCUGGAAAUGUAUACCACCAAAAGCAACACUGUGAAGAUGUUAAUUGGCAAUAAAACUGAUAAGCCUGAUCGUGAAGUAGAGAGAAGAGAAGGACUCCAGUUUGCUAGGAAACGCUCUCUGCUUUUUAUAGAGACCAGCGCCAAGACGCAGGAUGGAGUGCAACAUGCCUUUGAGGAACUAGUCAUAAAGAUCAUGCAGACACCAGGUCUUUGGGACAGAAGCACAGAGAAGCUGAAGUUAAUGGAAUCUUCAGCACAGCAGGACAAAACCUUACGUGGUGCAUGCUGUCCACUUUCUUAA